Messenger RNA from Hippocampus zosterae (dwarf seahorse), 2673 nucleotides. Its product is annotated as long-chain fatty acid transport protein 2-like. The record is from RefSeq and is a predicted model, not a curated record. NCBI's taxonomy places the organism in Eukaryota, Metazoa, Chordata, Actinopteri, Syngnathiformes, Syngnathidae. The coding region runs from base 37 to 1887 and encodes 616 amino acids. The transcript is spliced from 10 exons. Gene Ontology annotation, molecular function: long-chain fatty acid-CoA ligase activity; long-chain fatty acid transmembrane transporter activity.
CAGUCGUCAGCGCGCUGCUGACAGCUCCGAUUCGCGAUGUUCAUCUGGCUGACGGUCGUGGGCGGCUUGGUGCUCAUCCUCAGGACUCGCUUCCCAUAUUGGCUUGACGACUGCGUGUACAUCCUGCGCAGCCUCAUGCUCGCCGCCAGGCUCAUCAUGUAUAAGAGGAGCAAGCCGUUCCACGCCGUCUUGGACGCCUUUCUGGCGGCGGCCCGGAGACACCCGGCCAAGACUUUCCUGCACUUCGAGGGGGAGCGCUUCUCCUACGGGGAAGUGGACCGGCGAAGCAACCGGGUGGCCCGGGUGCUGAGGCAGGAGGCGCACCUGCGAGAGGGGGACACGGUGGCGCUCUUUCUGGGCAACGAGCCCAACCUUGUCUGGACCUGGCUGGGACUCGCCAAACUGGGUUGUCCGGUUGCCCUGCUUAAUUUCAAUAUCCGAGCUAAGUCUCUGCUGCACUGUUUUUCCUGCUGCGGGGCCAAAGUGCUCGUGACGUCGGCAGAGCUACAGGAUGCCGUGGAGGAAGUCUUACCUGCUCUGAGAGAGCAGGGGGUCAGCGUGUACUUCCUAUCAGAGACGCGUAAUAUUCAGGGUGUCGAUUUCUUGGCCGAUAAGAUCUCCAAGGCCUCGGACCAACCUCUGUCCAAAGACCUCAGAGCCAAUAUUACUUACAGGAGCACUGCUUUGUACAUCUACACGUCGGGAACCACUGGUUUGCCCAAAGCCGCGAUAAUCACGCACGAGAGGAUGUGGGCCGCAUCCUUCCUUCAGUCACUGUGCGGCGUCACGAGAGACGACGUCUUCUACAUCAACCUGCCGCUCUACCACAGCUCAGGCUUCCUCAUCGGGUUAGCGGGCUGCAUAGAGAGAGGUAUAACAGUCGUGCUGAAGAGGAAGUUCUCCGCUUCUCAGUUCUGGGAUGACUGCAGGGAACACAACGUGACCGUGAUUCAGUAUAUCGGCGAGACCAUGCGGUACCUUUGCAACAUGCCCAAGAGGGUCAAUGAGAAGGAGCACAAAGUACGGAUCGCAAUAGGCAACGGCAUCCGCGCCGACAUCUGGUCUGAGUUUCUGAGGCGCUUCGGUGACAUUAAAGUAAAGGAGCUGUACGCAGCUACGGAGGGAAACAUCGGAUUUAUUAACUACACUUCCAAGGUCGGCGCUGUGGGACGAAUCAAUUUUUUACACCGGUUAAUCUUCCCAUACAUGUUGAUCAAGUUUGACAUUGAGAAGGAGGAGCCAGUCCGAAACUCACAGGGUCUUUGCGUCAAGGCGGCCACAGGUGAGACGGGCCUCCUGGUGGGGAAGGUGACACGGCGGUCGCCCUUCGUGGGCUACGCGGGCAACGAGCAGGAGACGGAGCAGAAGAGACUACGCAACGUGUUGAAAAAAGGCGACUUGUACUUCAACACGGGAGAUUUGCUGCGCUUUGAUGAGGACAACUUUGUCUACUUUCAGGAUCGAGUGGGUGACACGAACAGAUGGAAGGGCGAGAACGUGGCCACGUCAGAAGUCGCUGACGUUCUCACGAUGGCACCUUGCAUUUUAGAGGCCAAUGUUUACGGUGUUAAGGUCGAAGGGAACGAGGGGCGUGUAGGCAUGGCGGCGAUCACUUUGAAAGAAGGAGAAGACUUUGACAGCGCCGGGGCCUACAAUCAGACCGUCAACUACCUGCCGGCAUACGCGCGCCCGCGAUUCAUCAGGAUCCAGCCUUCCUUGGAGAAGACGGGCACAUUUAAGCUGAAGAAAACCAGGUUGGUGGAAGAAGGCUUCAACCCAGCCCUCAUCAGUGAUCCGUUAUACUACCUCAACGCAGCCAAACGGACGUUCGCUCCCAUGACCACGGAGGUGUACAGCGCCAUUAGCAGCGGCAUGAUUAAACUCUAACACGAGAGUAUUGAACUCUUCAAUAGUGCAAAGGCAUUUUGUUUACAAGGCAAGUCCGCUGCUUCCAACAACUCAUCUCAGGGAUGCACUAACAUUCCCACACAAGACUAUUGUAUUUUAUUUCCAACCCUGAACAGGCACAGAAAGCACGGCACACUCCAGUGCGCUGCCACUUAGAUGGAUGAAAUCAACUGUAGCAUUUCAAAACAUGAAAUAUUGUAUGAGAAUGAUGCCUUUGUGUGUGUGUGUUGAUCAACGUGCUGAACCUUUGGAUGUUGAACUUUGUAGCAAUGUUUAAUGUUACCCCAAUCCGGUGGGACUUAUCAUCAAAGCUCCUUUGAACUGAUGUUAUGAUCACGUUUAAAGGUUAUGUUUGAUGAUGUCAACGGUCAGGAAAAAAGUGUGAAGGAAAGUACUGUUAAGUUUGGCGGGGAGAGGAAAACGGGCGCGCAUUCAUUCGUAGGUCAGGGAGAAAAAAAUAUGUUGGGAAAAUAUUUUCUGAAUACUUCCAUGGUAAUUUUGAAAUGGAAUUAUUUUUAAUUUAGUUUGUAAUGAGUUAACUAAAAUAAAUGCCUAUGUACAAUUACUUAAUAAUAAGAGUUCAUUUUAUUAAAUGGCGGUUUUCAGGGCACUCCAGGUCAUGUACAAUCAAUUCAUACAACAAAUAAGUUGAGUGAGAACAAAAAUCAGUCAUAAAUAAAAAUUAAUACAUUUUAAAUAACCAGUAUUAAAAGACAAUUGAUAACCAUUAUCUUGUGAUAUUAAAAGUGUGAAAUUGUAUUUUUA